Molecule: messenger RNA, 689 nt
Organism: Hypoxylon fragiforme
Lineage: Eukaryota; Fungi; Ascomycota; Sordariomycetes; Xylariales; Hypoxylaceae
Product: DNA-directed RNA polymerase II subunit RPB9
Exons: 3
Coding region: 265-654 (129 amino acids)
Biological process (GO): transcription initiation at RNA polymerase II promoter; DNA-templated transcription; maintenance of transcriptional fidelity during transcription elongation by RNA polymerase II
Cellular component (GO): RNA polymerase II, core complex
Molecular function (GO): DNA-directed RNA polymerase activity; zinc ion binding; nucleic acid binding
Source: RefSeq, a predicted model, not a curated record
GGUCGGAUUACGAAAGAAAAAUAAAGAGAAAAAAAAGAUUGCCUCAGGCUUUCUAACCUUUUGCAUUUAUUUACCUACCCUACUACCAAUAAUCUUGAUCCUUAUCACCUACUUAAUUUAAUUAAUUCACUCUUUAAACCUUUCUCCAUCCAUUGUUCAUUAUCUACCAACAUCCAUCAUACCCUCUUCAUAUAUUUCACUUCACCAUCCUCCCGCCUACAUUUAGUAGUAGCUUGUGGUCGAUCGCCUUCUAAACUGAACACGAUGUCGUCGCCAACCGCUACCAACGACGGCGAUGCCUCCAACGACAACCCAGAGCAGAUCACUUUCCGAUUCUGCACCGAUUGCUCCAACAUGCUAUACCCCAAGGAAGACGAGGAUGCGCAGAAACUUCAGUUCACCUGCCGCACCUGCCAAUUUACCGCCGAAGCUACCUCCUCUUGCGUCUUCCGCAAUGUUAUGAACAACGCGGCUGGAGAGACAGCUGGUGUGACCCAGGACGUUGGAUCCGACCCUACGCUUCCACGAUCCAACAAGACUUGCCCUGUAUGCAAGUAUGAGGAAGCCGUGUUCUUCCAAUCUCAACAGCGAAGCGCCGAAACGGGCAUGAAACUGUUUUACGUUUGCUGCGACUGCGGUCACAUUUUCCAGUAAUAGCAAAAAAUGGGAUACCUAUAAGCUUUGGGAGG